CAUUGCGUUGUCAAUUCAGUACUAUAUUGUAAUGGUUAGGGGCUAGUUGUACGACAGACUUGACCUCAAUUGAAUGCAUGUACCGCGCUCUUUUAACUGUCGCGCGUGAAGCUUAGAAAAAAAUUACAGAUAAGCCGUCUGAAGACGGCCCUAGAGCAAACAGUCAUAUCUGUCAGUUGACUUUUAGGUUUUAACAGCAAACAAUAUUGUAACGGCUAGUCCGCUCUGGGUUCGUUCAUUUUUUAAGUUUUUGAGUUUUGUUCCGUAAAAAAUGGUGAUAUGACGUAUCGGUGUGCCUGCGGAUAUGCAAAGAUAACGGACGGUUUUUUACUGAAGUUUAAGACAGAAGAUACUAUCCACCGAAACGAUUCGUUGAGACCAACAUGAAAAAUGCUUGCAAUAUCUUUGGAAACCACAGUCAUAUUUUUUCUCGUGUUGGGAAAUGGUUGUUCAACACCAGUGGUGGAAUACGAUAAAAGCCUACGGUACGAGGAGUACACCAUAGAACACGAAAUAUCGUCGACACAAGCCAGGAAUUCGGCUCUCACUACAGACCUGGAGUCGAUUGUUCCAGCUCCUGGAUGUCAAGAAUGCACCUACGAGGAGAAAAGAUACUGUUUAGGAGCUGACUUUAUUAAUGAUCACUGUUGUUGCGACAAGCGCUAUGAGCUUUUACCAUAUGUUCCGCACACUUGCUAUUUUGGAAAUCAACUUUGUACACCUGUAAUGAGCAGUUGUGACCAAUACAGUCGAUUGCGUAUCUGUUGCUGUGAUAAAUUUGUACUAGAAAAGUGGAAGGAAAAGUUUAAAAACUCAGGCUGCAAAACAACCAGCAGAAUCAUUUUCACACUUAUUUUAAGUCAGAUUGUAUAUAUGUUUGUAAAUUAUUUUAUCGUUUAGCAAAGCUACUAGAUAUACACUGUAUAUUAACAAAUUUAUGGGGUAUUUAAAAUGCUGUAAAUGUCUUUAUUUGAA
Molecule: messenger RNA, 975 nt
Organism: Anoplophora glabripennis (Asian longhorned beetle)
Lineage: Eukaryota; Metazoa; Arthropoda; Insecta; Coleoptera; Cerambycidae
Exons: 5
Coding region: 391-900 (169 amino acids)
Source: RefSeq, a predicted model, not a curated record